UUUUUUGUUUUGUUUUAUACACAUUUAAGAAGACUUCCUUUUGUACUUGUGACCGAAUUCUAAAAAUUGUCACAGAUAAAACUCGCUUUUAUAAACUUUUCUUUUUACAAGUGCUAAAAAUAAGCCUCUCUCAAUAACAACAUCAACGUUACAAGGUGGCGUUUUAAUUUACUCCUCUUCUUUAGUAAUUUCGUAAUACAGUUAUGAAUUCCCGUUCGAAAUAUGAAGUCAGUACACUUGAAAAUGCUUCUACAAAUGUAAGAGCAGAUAACAAUUCCUCUGUUCAAUCGAGCAAGGUGGUUAAAAACGUCAAGAAAAAACAGUUAUCGCUCCGAACUAAGCUGGCUUUCAGCGUUGGGCAUGUUUUCAAUGAUUUGUGUGCUUCCAUGUGGUUUUCCUAUUUGCUUACGUUUCUCGAGCUGGUAUUAAGAUUCGAGAGUCGAAUGACAGGCGCAUUGCUUCUGCUAGGCCAAGUAGCAGACGCUAUCGCAACGCCCUUAAUUGGUAUUCAGUCAGACAAACGAUAUAAUUUUUUAUUGUGUCGCUAUGGGCGAAGGAAAAUUUGGCAUCUUAUCGGAACAGUUUUGAUAGCUGCCACAUUCCCUUUCUUAUUUAAUAAGUGUUUAGGAUGCGCCGAUAGAGACCAAUGGCUUCAAUUUGCGUAUUAUGGGGUGUUCGUUACGAUUUUUCAAAUUGGCUGGGCUGCCAACCAGGUGGCGCACGUAUCACUAAUCACCGAUCUGACUCCAUUCUCUGCAGAACGAGUGGAAUUAAAUGCAUACAGACAUGCUUUUACGGUGAUUUCUAGCAUUUGUGUUUAUUCCAUCACGUGGGUUGUGUUGGGAGUUUCUGAAGACAACGACACUGAACGACAGCUGGGACCACAAGACGCACACUUAUUCCGGAACAUCGUUUUCAGCGUACUACCAGUAGGGAUUGCCUUUUCUGUAAUUUUUCAUUUCUUUGUGAAAGAAACGAAUCCAGAAACACAAGAAACAAGACAAAAUCAGAAUACAGAAGAUACAGGUGUCCCAUUGGAAGCUCUCGAUUCAUAUCGUCCUCGGAGUUAUUCGUUUGAUAUAAAUGCGCUAAUACACUCGAACCAUGCUGAGAACAAUGACUCCAAAAUACAAAGACAGUCACACGGUACAGAUGAAGGCAAACUACAGUUUGAUUCAGAAAUCGAGUUAAAUCUCGCUGAAAACCAUGGCGAGCAACAUCUUACCUGGAAGGAAUGGUUGAAGAAGCUACAGUUCUACGAGGUUGCCUUUGUCUACAUGGCAAGCAGAAUGUUUGUUAACCUGUCCCAAGUCUACACACCAUUGUACCUGCAGGACACCCUUCGUCUCCCUAGGGAAAGUAUUGCCAUUGUUCCUCUAGUCACCUACCUGAGUGGGUUUCUGUCAUCUUUGGCGAUGAAGCCAGUCAGUGUCAAGAUAGGAACUAAAGUAACCUUGUUGGGAGGUUCUAUUAUAAGUAUAAUAACAUGCAUUUGGGUUUUCUUUGGAACGACUGAAGCCUUUAUCUCAUGGCAAAUAUACAUUGUUGGAGGAUUGUUUGGUAUAGGUGGAACUACCAUGCUUGUGGCAAGUCUAGCAAUAACAGCAGAUCUUAUUGCUCAUAACACAAACAGUGGUGCUUUUGUAUUUGGAGCUAUGAGUUUCUUUGAUAAGCUUGGUAACGGAGCUGUUGUCCUGCUGAUACAAGAACUUAACCCAAAACAAAACACAGCCAUUAACACUAGUGACGACUGGUACCAUCGUAGCGUUUUAGCAUUUGCAUGUGGUGGAUCUGCCUUACUCACCCUUUUAGGGUUACUGAUACUUUCUCGAUCACAGCAUAAGUUGCAAACUUCAGAGAGCAAAGCAGUAUUGAAGGUUUCUGAAGAAUGAACCAACUUGUUAGAUCUGACUUCAUGGAAGCACAAUAGUGUCAUAAUUAACAGAAAGAGUAUAAAUCACUAUUUUACAAUUUAUUUUUCCAUUAAACUGUAAGCUGGUACACAGUUAUGUGUUCUAAUAACUUGUGUUUACAGUAUCAGAAUGGAUAGAUUAUAGUGCUAAUAGUAAAAGCUUCGAUGAACAGAAACUUAUAAUUAAAGGAGGCUCCUAUCAGUAUUAUACUAUCAGUCAUGUUAAGACAUUGUAAGAAAGAGUUUUGGAAAAUGACUUGAAAGACUUUAUAAAAUGUAUUUGUUAUGUACCUUUCUUGUGUUUAAAUGGUAUUUAGCUCUAGAAACCUGAAGUUUUAAUAAAAGUUAUCACAUCAAAAUAAAACAAGCAGGUUCAAAAUGAA
This is a messenger RNA of Limulus polyphemus (Atlantic horseshoe crab), 2295 nucleotides long. Its product is annotated as major facilitator superfamily domain-containing protein 12-like. Gene Ontology annotation, cellular component: membrane. The record is from RefSeq and is a predicted model, not a curated record. The transcript is spliced from 10 exons. Gene Ontology annotation, biological process: carbohydrate transport. NCBI's taxonomy places the organism in Eukaryota, Metazoa, Arthropoda, Merostomata, Xiphosura, Limulidae. Bases 204 to 1892 code for a protein of 562 amino acids. Gene Ontology annotation, molecular function: symporter activity.